Messenger RNA from Mucor velutinosus, 1647 nucleotides. RefSeq lists its product as uncharacterized. NCBI's taxonomy places the organism in Eukaryota, Fungi, Mucoromycota, Mucoromycetes, Mucorales, Mucoraceae. The transcript has 3 exons. Bases 1 to 1647 code for a protein of 548 amino acids. Gene Ontology annotation, cellular component: peroxisomal matrix; cytoplasm. Gene Ontology annotation, biological process: glyoxylate cycle. The record is from RefSeq and is a predicted model, not a curated record. Gene Ontology annotation, molecular function: malate synthase activity.
AUGUCUUUAAACAAUAACAGCAACACUGCAUCCUGCUCUGUGGAAGGUGUCAGCAUUUUGGCCUCCUACAACCAAGACCAAGCUCAAAUCUUGUCUACUGAUGCGCUCAAGUUCAUUGCAACACUCCAACGCACAUUCAAUGGCACCAGAAAGGACUUGCUAAAGAAGAGAGAUCUGCGCCAACAAGAAAUUGAUAAGGGUAUCUUGCCUGACUUUUUGCCUGAAACUGCUCAUAUUCGAAAUGACCCCAAUUGGAAGGCUGCCAAACCUGCUCCUGGUCUUCAAGAUCGCCGUGUCGAAAUUACUGGUCCUGUUGAUCGCAAAAUGGUCAUCAAUGCAUUGAAUUCUGAUGCAUUGACUUACAUGGCUGAUUUCGAAGAUUCAACUGCCCCUACAUGGGAUAACGUACUGAAUGGCCAGAUCAAUCUGCGUGAUGCUAUCAACGGCACCAUUUCAUUCACAAACCCUGCUGGCAAGAAAUAUCAGUUAAAGGAAAAUCCUGCUACAUUGAUUGUAAGACCAAGAGGCUGGCACAUGUUGGAGAAGCACAUUCUUGUUGACGGAGAGCCCAUGUCUGCUUCCAUCUUUGAUUUUGGCCUAUUCUUCUUCCAUAAUGCCAAAAACCAGAUCAAGAAUGGCUUGGGUCCUUACUUUUAUCUGCCUAAAAUGGAGUCUCAUUUGGAAGCAAGAUUGUGGAAUGACAUCUUCAACGCAUCUCAAGACAUGCUGAAUAUUCCUCGUGGCACUAUCCGCGGCACUGUGCUGAUUGAAACUAUUCUGGCCGCCUUUGAGAUGGAUGAAAUCAUCUAUGAAUUGAGAGAGCACUCGUCUGGUUUGAACUGUGGUCGUUGGGAUUACAUCUUUAGCUUCAUCAAGAAAUUCCGUCAGUACCCUCAAUACGUGUUGCCUGAUCGCUCGGAUGUAUCCAUGACUGUGCCAUUCAUGAGCGCCUAUGUCAAUCUUUUGAUUCAAACAUGUCAUAAGCGUGGUGUCCAUGCUAUGGGAGGCAUGGCUGCUCAGAUUCCUAUCAAGAGCGAUGCUGAAGCCAACCAAGUAGCCAUGCAGAAGGUCAGAGCCGAUAAAUUGCGUGAAGUUACUGCUGGCCAUGAUGGUACCUGGGUUGCUCAUCCGGAUCUUGUCAAGAUUGCUCUUGAAAUCUUCAACGAGCACAUGCCUCAGCCCAACCAAUUGUUCAAGCGCCGUGAGGACGUCUCUAUCAAGCAAAAGGAUUUGCUGAAUAUCGACUUUGAAGGCAAGAUCACGGAGCAUGGCAUCCGCGACAACAUUCAAAUUGGUUUAGCUUAUAUGGAGUCUUGGUUACGAGGAGUAGGAUGCGUGCCAAUACAUCAUUUGAUGGAAGAUUGUGCAACCUACGAGAUUAGUAGAUCCCAACUAUGGCAAUGGGCACAUCAUCAAUCCGUAACUGCAGAAGGUAGAAAAAUUACAGGCGACUACUGCUUGCAAGUGCUCGACGAAGAGAUUGAACACAUCAAGAAAGAACUGGGUUCAAAGUAUGAAACUUCCAAAUAUGAAGCUGCCAAGGCUGCAUUCUCGACCAACAUCACAGGUGAACGCUACGAUGACUUUGUUACUACCAUGCUGUAUGAUGAUAUCCUCUCAAUCCAAUCAAGCAAGCCUCGCUUGUAA